Molecule: messenger RNA, 3161 nt
Organism: Porites evermanni
Lineage: Eukaryota; Metazoa; Cnidaria; Anthozoa; Scleractinia; Poritidae
Source: the annotation of a GenBank genome assembly
AUGGCAUCUUUUAUUUACUCACUGAUCUUUUCCAUAUCAGACAUGAAGGGAUUUUUGAUUUCAAGGGCUCCUCAGGAGGAGAGAUUGUUGGAGCACGUGGUCACCGGCUUCUAUGCCUGCAUAUUUGUGACGUCCCUUGUUACAAACGCGUUCCUGUUUACAGUGUUCCUUAGAAACAAACAUUUCCGCGACCUCAGCACUUAUCUCAUCGUUCAGAUGGCCGCAGCGGAUGUCCUGUACUUGUGUGUCACCUGCUCUAUAGUUGCUAUAAAGAAUCUGGACAUCGAGCUGAAUCGCAUCACCUGCAAAGUUCUGUUGUACGUGGAGGGAGCUGCCAGGUUUGCGUCUUCGCUGUCUUUAAUGCUGAUCAGCUUGGAACGUUCAACGGCUGUAUGUUCACCAUCCCUGUGCUAUACCAUAAGAAAAGUUGCUAGAGUCAAGGAAAAGGUAGGCGGGUACGACGAAAAACAUAAUGAACGUUCUUCAUUUAUGGGUCAUUUGCAAAAUUGAUAGCGGCAGCUAGGAUGGUGCAUGAGGGCUAAAUAGAAAUAUCAAUUCGUCGAGUUCCAAAAAGGAUUAACUUAAUCUUCCACGAAUCUUAAUUGUAAAUAGUAACUUUAACUUUAACCUAAAUUUGUUUUCAGAUAUUGAUCAUAUUAACCUGUCAUCGUUCGCUUCAUUUCAAAAGAAAGUUCAAUUUAGUAUCAUCUUUUUCAGGCUUGUGCAAGCGUUUCAAUCACCUCUCUGAUCCUUCGAAUGGGUGUGCUCUUUGUGGCGUGUGACCCCGAGAAAUGGGCACCAGGGUACAGAUUGGCUGUGACAAUUGCCACUUACAUUCUACCCCUUGUGGUAGAACUUAUCGCUUACACCAUUGCGUACCACAAGAUAAACCGACGAAUCAGUAACGCAGUCCACAGCAAACAGGUCCUGUUGUUUGUCAAGAAGUCCCUCAAGGUUUUUGUCGUUAUUGCUGUGGUAUUCGCCGUGUGCACUCUUCCUUCGUCCAUCUUGGUAAUUCUACAGUCACUUCGUCUGUACACGCCUUCAUUCUUCGUGGGUUAUCUUGGAGACUUGAUAGAGUGCAUUCCUUGCGUUACAAAUGUCAUCUGCUACGUGUUCUGUAGCCCAAAGUUUCGAAUGGAGAUCAAGAAGUUGUUUUCAGGUUUGUUGUCAGUUCAGUUUUCUUCUCUUGCUACCCAGUUAAUCAUUAAUUUAGCCAAGGUAAACUUGACAAAGCUGAAGGGCUCGAAUAAUAAUGAUAAUAAUAAUAAUAAUAAUAAUAAUAAUAAUAAUAAUAAUAAUAAUAAUGAUAAUUUCUUUAUUUACCCACGGCAGUAUUUAUAACACCUAUGCUAGUGGGCCGAGCAAAUGACUUGAAACAAAUAAUUUAAAUCAAACAUAAAGUGGCAAGAGAGAAAGUGGUUAAGAAUCCCAACUAGCCGGAGGCAAACCAGCGGGCUAUUUACCAGCGUGGUUGAGCAUUUGACCUCGGGACUACCGUGAACAAAUCCAGCUAGCGGUUCGGAGUGGGACUUGAACUCGAGGCUUCCGAAUUGCAAGUCCAGCGCUCUCACCGCUCGGCCACGCUGCCUCCUCCGAAUAGGGAAUGCGAGACUGUUAUAGGCCGCAUUCUUAUUACCAUGAACUGAAACCACUACGUAAAAUUCUAAACGUACUAAGGUGAACCAAACGAAAAAUUAAAGGGCGGAACCAGAACAGAAAGGGGCUGAAUAAUAGAAAAUGUCUCAGAAAACGGGGGACGGAGGUCCCUUCGGCCCCACCCCUAGAUCUGCCCAUGAAAUAAUCGGGAGAGAAACUUAGUACUAAUUCUGGCCGAAAGAGUUUAAUGUACGGGCUCUGUACCUGCUCCUGCUGGUUUUUCAAAAUCCUCUUUUUUGUGCAUCAAAAGCCUGUGGUCCACACUAACGUUAUCGUAUCGUUUAAAAACGCAUAUCUGGCGAUACGUUUUCGUUUUCAGGCAAAUCUCGGACGUCAUCUAUGUCUUCAAAUUUCUCGCAUUUUGGCUUAGACAUGCACGAUUGGGUCUGAUCACAGGUGACCUAGCCUCUGGGUUAGUACCACAGUAUGAAAGCUGUAAAAUUACAUUGUUUGUAAAGUUACCAUCCUAAAAUUUGUAGAAAAUACCGAAUAAAACUCAAUGAAACUUCCUCUGAGAGUAGUUGUUGCUGUCCUUGAUGCUGUCAUGAAGUUUCGCAUACACUCACAAAACUUUGUGUGGACAUUAGUACUAUCACAGAGCCUGGGUUUCCUGUACUCUGACGUCCGCGGUUUUGAAUACCCUCGUUUUACUUUGUUGAAAUUCACAACGUUGACUCAACACGAUGACAGGGGAUGAAACAUGACUUACGUCUCAAUUGAUAUCAACCCCUUCAUUACCCACCAAGCCCAUGAAAGGCUGUACCACACCACUGGUGUGGCACAACCUUUUACGAACAGUAGAGUGGAUUCUUUUACGUUCCACACGAAAGAGCUGUGAGAUGCUGUUUUAGUUUGUUUAAAACAAAAACACGCAGUAGUGUAGACUGGUUCUUAUUAAGUAAAGCUUUUAAAACAUUUUUUAACCAUCAGUAUGCGGGACACAGACCAAAGAAAGUGGUUCGAACGUAAACUCGGCCGACGGAGGUGAGGAUGAAGAUGGUCAAGGUGAAGGCAAAGACAGACGUGCCAAUAAAGGGCUCAUUUUAAAGCUUGAUUGGGUGCUCGGUGAUGAUCCUUCACAAGUUCCCAUUCCAGGAUCUCCCACGCCGAGGGCAGAUAUACCCCUUGACAUACCCAGUACUGUGCAGGAAGGGCCCGAAUUUUCCCUCGGAGAUAACCUCGAGAGCGAGCGGGCACCUUCUGCCAGAAAGAUCUCGGAAAAACCCAGAACAGGAACUUGGCCGCGCAUGCGUAGACUGUUAUACAGUGGUUGGUAUGAUUCAGGGUUCAAUACUUCCCGUGAAUCUUUCAUCUCCGGAUCGACUUCAAAUGGUCUCAACAGCGGCACUUCAAAGUCUAGUACUGAAACACUUGAAAGCAAUUUGCCACGGAGUUUGCCGCUAACUUUGACACAGGGAACCCAAACUGAGUGCAGUAUGUUGACGGUACUUGAUGUCACAGUGCAAGAAGGUGCGUUGUUAAAGAGUAAGAAUACAAAAUAG